AUGCCGCUCCUGCCAUGGCAGAGUCGAUUCCACGAGAAGUCUUCCGAGUGCCUGCCAUUGGAGACGUCUGGGUCAAUGGCCUCUCGAACGAAUACGAUGCUUCUACCUUUCCCUCUCAACUAG
Messenger RNA from Aphanomyces astaci, 123 nucleotides. RefSeq lists its product as hypothetical. The transcript has a single exon. The coding region runs from base 1 to 123 and encodes 40 amino acids. The record is from RefSeq and is a predicted model, not a curated record. NCBI's taxonomy places the organism in Eukaryota, Oomycota, Saprolegniomycetes, Saprolegniales, Verrucalvaceae.